AUGAAAACAGAAACGGGUGCGGUGGAUAAGGCCUCCGGUGCUGCUGCGCAUGGGUCGCUCUGUUGCAAGCGACAAGACUUAUGCAACAGUCGGUACAUCAAAUUUGGUGGGACGUUUUCCGAGGGAAAAAACAAUGCUUACAAUGUCGAAAGAACGUCUUAUGAUCCAGAAUAUGAAUCACAUGAGUAA
Molecule: messenger RNA, 189 nt
Organism: Opisthorchis viverrini
Lineage: Eukaryota; Metazoa; Platyhelminthes; Trematoda; Opisthorchiida; Opisthorchiidae
Exons: 1
Coding region: 1-189 (62 amino acids)
Source: RefSeq, a predicted model, not a curated record